AUGAACGAGGAGGGUGAUAACCGGAAAGAGAAGUCAACGAAAGGGUCGGUUGUCCUGGGCUACGUAUUUCGUCACUUAAACCUAGUGGAGAUAGAUUACUUUGGACUGCGCUACUGUGACCGAAGUCAUCAAACGUACUGGCUGGAUCCUGCAAAGACCCUUGCUGAACAUAAAGAAUUGAUAAACACUGGACCACCAUACACUCUGUAUUUUGGCAUUAAAUUCUAUGCAGAGGAUCCGUGUAAACUUAAAGAAGAAAUAACAAGGUAUCAGUUUUUCUUGCAGGUCAAGCAAGAUGUUUUACAGGGCCGCUUGCCUUGUCCAAUCAACACCGCAGCACAGCUGGGAGCAUAUGUAAUUCAGUCUGAGCUGGGGGACUAUGACCCGUAUAAGCACACUGCAGGAUACGUCUCAGAGUACCGCUUUGUUCCAGACCAGAAGGAAGAGCUGGAGGAUGCCAUAGAGCGGAUACACAAAACUCUGAUCGGUUGCGUACCUGUCCACCAAAAGUGCAAAGUUCUUACAGAAAAUUUUAUUUACUACUUGGGGGUGGCCAAAUCCCUGGAAAUGUACGGAGUGGAUCUCCAUCCUGUUUAUGGUGAAAACAAAUCUGAGUAUUUUUUAGGAUUGACGCCCAUAGGAGUUGUUGUCUACAAGAAUAAAAAACAAGUAGGAAAAUAUUUCUGGCCUAGAAUUACAAAAGUUCACUUCAAGGAAACACAGUUUGAACUGAGAGUCCUGGGAAAAGAUUGCAAUGAAACUUCCUUCUUUUUUGAAGCACGUAACAAGAUCACAUGCAAACAUCUCUGGAAAUGCUGCGUAGAACAUCAUACUUUUUUCAGAGUACCAGAGAAUGAAUCAAACUCUCUGUCAAGAAAAUUCAGCAAGUUUGGAUCCAUAGGCUAUAAACAUCGGUACAGUGGCAGGACAUCUUUGCAAAUGACCAGAGACCCUUCUGUGCAGCUCCCGCGGCCUGACCAGUGCAUUGAAAGAAGUCGCAGCAAGACUUACCCCAAAAGAACACAACAGACCGGAUCUAAGAACAUGAGCCAGAUUACAACAAAUGGGGAAAAGGAAGCAACUACCAAAAUUAUUGCACCUUCCCCUGUGAAAAGCUUUAAAAAGAUGAAAAAUGAAAACAGUCCAGAAACCCAAAGAAGUAAAACAAGCGCACCGUGGGAGGAAAAUGGCCCACAGAGUGGGCUGUAUAAUUCUCCCAGUGACCGCAAUAAAUCACCAAAAUUUCCUUACUCGCGGCGACGGAACCCAUCAGGUGGCAGCGAGAAUGAGUGUGGACAGCCAGUCCGGAGGAGGAAAAAUCAAAACAGUGGCGAAGAUUCAGAUUUAAAGCAAAGGAGAAGAUCACGGUCUCGCUGUAACACCAGCAGUGGCAGUGAAUCAGAAAAUUCCAACAGAGAACACCGGAAGAAGAGAAACAGAUUACGGCAAGAGAAUGACAUGGUUGACUCGGCUCCCCAGUGGGAAGCUGUGCUACGGCGACAGAAGGAGAAAAACCAGGCAGAUCCAAACUACCGUCGAUCCAGGCACAGAUCUCGAUCGAGAAGCCCAGAUGUACAAGCUAAGGAAGAACUGUGGAAACAUAUUCAGAAGGAGCUUGUGGAUCCAUCUGGCCUGUCUGAGGAGCAAUUGAAAGAAAUUCCGUACACUAAAAUAGAGACUCAAGGAGACCCGAUCCGCAUUAGGCACUCACAUUCCCCUCGAAGCUACCGUCAGUAUCGGCGGUCCCAGUGUUCUGAUGGUGAAAGAUCUGUCCUGUCUGAAGUGAAUGCGAAAACUGAUCUGGUGCCUCCACUGCCUGUUACGCGAUCUUCUGAUGCAAAAGGUCCCAGCAUCCAGUUGACUCAGCAGAGACAGAAUGGAUCUAAAGACAGCCUAAUAGAUGAAACAUCUCAGCUAUCCACUAACAACAUCGACGGAAAACCCACCACUAAGAUCAUAAAAACUGUACAGGUGUCACGCUUCAAGGUGGAGACCUGA
This is a messenger RNA of Charadrius vociferus (killdeer), 1998 nucleotides long. It is a transcript of the gene EPB41L4A, whose product is annotated as erythrocyte membrane protein band 4.1 like 4A. The record is from RefSeq and is a predicted model, not a curated record. Lineage: Eukaryota; Metazoa; Chordata; Aves; Charadriiformes; Charadriidae. The transcript has 23 exons. The coding region runs from base 1 to 1998 and encodes 665 amino acids. Gene Ontology annotation, cellular component: cytoskeleton.